AUGCCUCCUCAGGUAGACACACACACACAGGAGUACUGUGGCUGUCUGAAUGGGGGCUGGUGUCAGGAGGGGGGCGUGUGUGACUGUGCACAGUUCCAGGCCCUCGGAGACCGCUGCCAGAUCAUUCCUAACCAGGGCCAGGACAGAGAUGGGAUAUGCAGGUCUUGGGGUCAGUACCACUAUGAGACGUUCGAUGGCAGCUACUUCUACUACCCUGGAACCUGCUCCUACAUACUGGCCCAGGACUGCCGCUCAGCCACACCACAGUACACAGUGUGGGUCCAUAACAGCCGUGUGUGUGAGGGCAGUGUGUACUCCUGUCCCAGGGCUCUCAGUCUCUUCUUCACCAACGAGGAGGAGAUCCACAUCUCUGGAUACCAAGUCCACCAGGGGGGUCGCAGGCUGAUCCUACCCCAGACAAUAGGAGGUGUGUUUAUAGAGCGUCUGGCUGACUACCUGCUGGUGAAGAGCGUGUUUGGCUUCUCUCUGGCGUGGGACGGGGGGAGCGGAGUAUAUCUGAAGAUGUCUGAACAGCACCAUGGCACCCCCUGUGGCCUUUGUGGGAACUACAACAACCUGCCCAACGAUGACCUCACCACAGCCCGCGGUGUGCAGACAGAGGAGCCAGCAGUGUUUGCUAACAGCUGGUCAGUCGAUCUGCCCCAUGAAAGAGGCUGCCCUCUAGUGGACAUAGACUUCACUGGACCCUGCCACUCUGAGUCUGACAUGGACGAUGCCAUAGAGAAGUGCAGUGCUCUCCUGUUCUUCCCCUUCCUGUCCUGUCAUGAGAACAUCGACCCAAACCCCUACGUGGCCAGCUGUGUCUCCGACCUCUGUGUGUCAGAUGAGGAGGAGACGUUUUGCCGUGCGCUGGUGGAGUACACACGAGCCUGCAGCCAUGUAGGAUACCCUGUACGAGAGUGGAGAGACAGCUUCCCUUCCUGCAAUGAUGGCUGUGAGGAGAGUUUUGUCCAUAGAGACUGUAUCAGCUGCUGCCCUCCAACCUGUACCUUUGAUAAGGAGUGUCUAGGAACUAACCUGCACUGUCUGGAUGGAUGCUACUGCCCUGAUGGGUUGAUUCUGCAGAAUGGGACGUGUAUCGCUGUGUCUCAGUGUCCUUGUGUCUACCACGGCACCUCAUACACACAGGGACACACUCUGGAGCAGGGCUGCAGUGUCUGUGUGUGUAUGGGGGGAGUGUGGAACUGCACGGACAACAACUCGGAGUGUUCAGUAGUAGGUGACGUGUUUGUGACAUCGUUCGAUGGGAGGAUGUUCCUGCAGCCAGGGAGCGUGUCAGUACGUUUUGGCCAAGAGCCGCAGCGGCAGCAGAUAUCACUGUUACACUGCAGUAUACCACCUGCCACAAAGGCCCAGCAGCAGGUGUGUAUCCAGUCAGUGACGGUGGUUCUGGAUGAAGAUGUUAAUCACCAGCUUAUUGUACGUAGAACACCUUAUUGUACGUCUGACUUAAUGUGUGUGUAUAUGUGUGUAGAUGUAGUUGAGGUACGGAGGUUAACGUCAGUGUUCGUCCAGCUGAGGACGUUGCUUGGACUGCGUCUGCAAUAUGACGGGCGUGGUGGACGUGUCUAUCUACAGCUGGACAGCCAAUGGCGCAGCAACACCCUGGGCCUUUGUGGAACCUUCAACGGAAACCUGCGGGAUGACUUCCUGUCUCCAGCAGGGAUGAUAGAGGGGACCCCCCAGCUCCAUGCUAACUCCUGGAGAGUCUCAUCUGCUUGCUCCGCCCCCGUCAACCAGCCCAUCAUUGACCCCUGUGAGAUAAAUCAGCACAACGUGUUCUAUGCCUCUCUGUGUGAGGUGUUGUUGGGCAGUGUGUUCUCUCCAUGCCAUGGUUACGUCAGUUCCAGUGUGUACCAGCAGCAGUGUCGCUACCAGGCCUGUCGCUGUGGUAACGCCUGUCUGUGUACGGCCCUGGCCCACUAUGCCUAUCUCUGCUCCAAACACAAUGUUACUGUCAACUACAGGGCCCACGUCUCAGAGUGUGGGAUGGUGUGUUUGGGUGGUAUGCUGUACCAGUCCUGUGUGUCAUCCUGCGGCGGAUCAUGCCGCUCCCUCUCCAGUGGAGAGACCUGUAACCAUGACGACUGUGCUGAGGGGUGUGGCUGCUCUGAGGGCAGUUACUACGACGAUGUACGACAACGCUGCGUUCAGCCGUCGCAGUGUCAUUGUUACUCUAUUGGAGGGGUGUCCCAGCCAGGGGAGGUGUCCUUCAGCGCCACAGGUCCUUGCCUCUGCAGGAAUGGAAGGAUGGAGUGUGUACCAGAAGAAAGAGAGCCGGAGCGAGGCCAGUGUCCAGAGGGAAAGGUGUUCCACAGCUGCUCUGAGCCCCAGAGGUUACACGGGUUCCAGGGGUCGCCGGCCUGGCGAGGAGGUGUGGCCUGCGAGCUCACCUGUCGGAACCUGAUGUUGAAUCUGACCUGUCCUCCCACCACACCCUGCAUACCUGGCUGUGUCUGCCCACAAGGGCUGGUGCUGCACCGUGGGGAAUGUUACUACCCAGAGAACUGUCCCUGUGCCUGGCUGGGCCUGGAGUAUCUGCCAGGAGAGACUGUCGACACCCCCUGUUACAGAUGUGUGUGUCACCGGGGAUAUUUUAACUGUAGUCACAGUCCGUGUCCGGCUGUGUGUACGGUCUACAGUGACAGACACUACCACACCUUCGACGGCCUGGAGUACGACUACCACUCAGAAUGUCAGGUCUACCUACUCAAGAGUAUAGAUGGUGAGGUGUCCAUCGUGGCCCAGAAUAAGGAUUGUUAUCAGAGUGGGAUCAUCUGUAUGAAGAUGCUGGUCAUCCAUGUUGGAUUCACCAAGAUCUACUUCAACGACAACUCAGGCCAGCCUAGUCCAUCCAGUGUGGUAGGUAAGGGGUCCGAAUUUGAGCUGUGGUCAGCAGGCUACUACACAGCAAUCCACUUUCCCUACCAGGACCUAACCAUUCUCUGGGACCGCAAGACGACCGUACACAUCAGAGUUGGACCACAUUGGAAGGGUCUCCUGAGUGGUCUGUGUGGGAACUUUGACAGUGUGACAGUGAAUGACAUGACCACAUCCAGCCACAUGGAGGUCAGCAAUGCUCAGGGCUUCGGAGACAGCUGGGCCCUGGGACAGUGUGAGAGUGACUAUGUGGUGAAGAGAGCGUGUGAAGGAGACCUGGGUAGACAGCCGUACGCCAAGAGAGAGUGUGCUCUACUCUACAGUGAUGUCUUUACUCCCUGUCACAAUGUGGUGGAUGUCUCAUGGUUCUAUAUGAACUGCUUGACAGACACUUGUAACUGUAAUCGGGGCGGAGACUGUGAGUGUCUGUGUACGUCCAUCGCUGCCUAUGCACACACCUGCUGUCAACACGGUGUUACUGUGGUAUGGAGAAACCCCUCUGUCUGUCCCUAUGACUGUGAAUACUACAACCAAGAGUUAGGUGAAGGUCCAUUCUCAGUGGCCAGUGCUGUGUUUAAUGCUACAGUCUUCGGUGUGAACAGAACCAGUGGGUCAGUCUUUCCUCUAGUUAGGGAGUUCGUAGGUGGGCUGCCUCCCCCUGGACUACUCUUUAACUUCAUGAUCACAGCAGGACUACAGAAGGACCGCACAUCACGUCUCCCAGUGAUCUCUCUGGAGUCAGCGGAGCGUCCUAACUACUUCCUGGUUGUUUCGGACCGCGCUGGGCUGCGGUUGGAGCAGUGGACAAGAGGGGAGAAGUUUGGCCGCAGGGCUUCCUUCCUACAGCACCAGGGGCUGUUCCUGCCUGGCCACACCUCCUUAGAGCUGAUUGGUCAGCCGGGAGUGUUCCUGACUCUGACACGCACGUCUGCACGUGCUCAGAGAUACGACAACUCAGACAACUUCAAGACCAGCAGCUCCUUUACGCUGGAGGAGAGCAGUUUUGUGAUCCCGUUCCGUAUGAUGUGUGAGUGGCGCUACCAUGCAUGUGCCAGUCCUUGUGUUCGUACAUGCAGCGACCUCGCCGCAACACGCUGCCACUUCCUGCCCCCGGUGGAGGGCUGUUUCCCUCGCUGCCCCAAAAACAUGGUUCUUGAUGAGGUCACCAGGAGAUGUGUUUACACAGAGGACUGUGUGUCCCUUCCUCCCACUCCUACACCCUAUGCCUUCGUAAACCAAACCAGCACCACCCCAACUACUACCACAACAGCCCCCACUACUACCACUACAGCCCCCACUACUACCACUACAGCUACUACUACUAUCACUACAACUACUACUACUACUACUGUUAGGCCUACUAGUACUGCUACUACUACAUCUAGAACCACUACUAGGACCACUACUACUAGUAGCAGAACUACAACCAGUGCUGCCUCUACAACUGUUACUGCCACUAGAGCCCCCACUACUCCCAGUACAGCCCCAUUGACUGAGCGUUUCACCCACACACUCACCCCUGCUCGCUCCCCCUCUCCUCCUCUCCCUUCCCUGCCCUCACCCUCCACCCCCACUGUGACCGAGCACACCACUUCACCUUCACCUAGUAGCACCACUGGGGUCACGACCCUGACCCCUUCAGAGGUCACUACAGUAGCCUCCCCUACUCCCCCCAGCCUGGCAGUGACCGACUCCACCCCUUCUGCUACCCCUCCCCAGCCUUCCACCCAGUCUUCUAUCUCUCCCCCAGCCACUACCUCCUUCCUCACCUCCUCUCCCCCUCCUCCUCUCUCCCCCUCCACCCACACCCACACCCCAACCACCACACAAACACAUCAUCCUGUUCCUACGCCCACAGAGACCAUCUCUGUAUUUCCAGUUGUAUAUGACACCUCCUCUGUUACCAUGUCGACAUCACCCCCAGAGACGACGGAGUUCAUAACCACGGAAACAUCCACCAGCACAGACUUCUCUCCUACACCUGAGGCAGUCAGCAUGCCAACAGUGCUGCCCCCCUUCCUCCUGCCCACCGCCCCAUGCACACCCCCGUACUCCUACCGUGUAGAUGAGUGUACAGAGCUGAUCUGUUUUAACGGGGAGCUGCUCCUCCAUAACUCCUCCCUCCACUGUCGGUACAACACCACUCCUCCUCGCUGCUCUCUGCUGGGCAUGGCUGUCCUCACCAACACCGACCCCUGCUGCCCACUCUGGCAGUGCCCCUGUCGCUGCUCGGUGAUGUCAGACCUGCGCGUGAUAACGUUUGACGGUAACAACGUGGCGCUGUAUGAUAAUGGCUCCUACAUCCUGGUCUACCUGCCCAGAGAGAACAUCAUAGGAACAGUGGAUAAAUGCCCUACCAGCCAGAGCGUCAACUCCAUCAGACGACCGAGCCCUAGUGGUGGGACGUCAGGUUUGUGUUUUAAGAAGUUGAACAUCACCACUCCGUCCUACAGGAUUAUCAUCAACCGCCUAGACCGCAAGGUGUCAGUGAACCACAUCAAGGCGCGGCUGCCUUUCUCCCGCCAGGCUCUGUCAGUAGAGGACACAGGCAGUAUGUACCUGAUCACCACUCCUGAAGGAGUCAACAUACAGUGGUACCACAGCACUGGCAUCAUGGUGCUGCAAUACACCGCCCCCUCCAACACAUCUGCUCCUACUAGAGGCCUCUGUGGGUGUUGUGACGGGAACCCGGCGGAUGACCUGAAGCUGCCUAACGGUACGGUGGUGAGGGAGGUGGCAGACCUGGGUCUGUUCCUGCAGGCCUGGAGGGUCCACACCUCAGAGGACACGGAACACACACGACGCAUCGGAGACAACUGUACCACUGGAGACUGCUCUACCUGUCUCUCCAUGCUCAGACAGAGACCCUUCACUCCCUGCCACAGCAAGGUGUCUCCAGAACAGUUCUGUGAUGUGAUGUGGGCAGGCGACCUCCACUAUAAGGCCCACCAGUGUGACUUCCUGGCAGCCUACGUAGCUGUCUGCUACACUUACCAAGUCUGCAUCAACUGGAGACAACACAACUUCUGCCCAUUGAGGUGUCCCCCAGGUAGGGAGUACCAGGCGUGUGUGUCGACCUGUACCACCCGGACCUGUCAGAACAGAGAGUUCUAUGAGGAGACCACCUGCUCCCACAUCCGAGAGGAGUGUGUGUGUCGCUCUGGAACCAUCCUGCACCGAGCAGACUCCUCUUACUGCGUCACAGAGGAGCAGUGUGGUGAGUAUGUCAGCUCUGUGUCAGCUCUAUGUCAGUUACAUGUCAGCUCUAGUAUGUCAAUGCUUGUACUGUUAACGUGUGUGUCUGUGUCUAUGUGUGUAGUGUGUACUGAUAACGAGGGGUCUCCGCGGGCCCCUGGGGAGGUGUGGAACGGGUCAUUGCGUAGCUGCUGUCUGUUCCGAUGCCUGGAGAACGGUUCUGUGGUAGCAGUAGAACCUGACUGUAGCAUUAGUCCCACUCUGCUGUGUGAGAGGGAGGGAGAGUACGUACUGGAUGUCCUGGAGGAGGGGGCUUGCUGCCCCAAGCAGAUUUGUGAAUGUAAUCUGACCAUCUGUGAGAGUGAGGCUCCGCCCUGUGAGAAUGGGAACCAGCUGGUGAUUGGUUACAGUGCCCUGUCCUGCUGCCCAGAGUACCGUUGUGAGUGCGACCCCCAUGCCUGUCCCCCCCUCACCGCCCCUGAUUGUAGAGAAGAUCAGUUCCUAGUGGAGGUUCGUGAGGACAACUCCUGCUGUUACACCUUCCUGUGUGUGUGUGAGUCGUGUAUCGAGCCCGUGCCGUCCUGUUCUUAUGGAGAGAUACUGGCUGUGGAUCUGAACACCACCCACAGCUGCUGCCCUCAAUACCACUGUGUGUGUGACGUGAACCUGUGUCCUGAGUCGACUCUGAGCUGUUCUCCUGGUCUGUCUCUGAUCCAAACAACCCUACCUGGACACUGCUGCCCCGACCGUCACUGUGAGUGCCAGUGUGAGGACAGCCCAGUCUGUCAGGUGGGGGAGGUACAGGUGGAGGUCGCAGACAGCAGAAGCACCUGUGGCUGCCCCCUCUACACCUGCAAGAAGGCGGAGGUGUGUGUGUUCCAGGGAGUCACGGUGCUGGGUCCGGGGCAGAGCCUGAUUCAGUACUAUGAAGGAGAGCUGUGUUACACCGUACACUGUCUGACACAUCGUGAUACACACACUGGAUACUACGCCAUGGACGUGUCCGCUGUCAACUGCUCUCAGAAGUGUGGCCAGCACCAGCUGUACGUAGCAUCAUCAGAUCCUCAGGUGUGCUGUGGCUCCUGUAAGAAUGUCUCCUGUUCUUUCAACAAUGACAACGGAACCACUGAGCUCUUCACUGCAGGGAGCUCCUGGGUGGAUAACUGUACGCGGUAUGAUUGUGUGGAGACGACAGUGGGAACUGUGAUGCUGGCCUCAGGGGUGGUCUGCCCCCCCUUCAACGACACAGAGUGCACUCAGAAUGGGGGCGUGGUCCAGAGCUAUGUGGACGGCUGCUGCAGGACGUGUAAGGAGGACGGCAAGACGUGUAAGCGUGUGGCAAUCCGAACCACCAUCAGAAAAGACGACUGCAGGAGCAACGCACCGGUGACAGUGUUUUCAUGUGAUGGGAAGUGUCCGUCUGCCACCAUCUUUAACUUCAACAUCAACAGCCACGCCCGCUUCUGUAAGUGCUGCAGGGAGAGUGGACUACAAACCCGCUCCGUCACCCUGUACUGCUCACACAACGCUACCCUGGUGGACUACAGCUUCCAGGAGCCUGUCGACUGCUCCUGCCAAUGGAACUAAAGAGAGAGCGAAGCUAGUCAGUGUGAGCUCCAGUAUGGCGUUCAAUAGGAGGGAUGGAAGAUGGAACAGAGGUUAGAGGUCAGAGGUCAGAGUAGACAGGUCAAGCGUCCAGGUAGGCGAGUUCUUUAGUCUUCCUUCAGUGUGUUGUGGAGGGCUGUAUGCUGACCUGUUAUAGUGACCCUGUCGUUACAGAUAUGUAGUGGUCAGAUGUGCAGGGCUAUAACCUGUUCCUGCUGUACUAUGAUAACACUAGUCCUAUCUGUACUGCUGUAGCCUGCUCCUCCUUGUGUGUAACACUAGCUAGUCCUCUCGGACUUUAUCAUGUUUAGAUCAGUUGGUCUGAGCUGACAAGACCGCUGCUGCUUUAGUAUGGAUCUAGUGCUCUCUUGAUGACUGACAUGUUUUAUAUGCCAAUCAAAUUUCUCUUACAAAAUAGUAAUUUUUUUUACAAGUGUAAAGCUUUUAUCCAAAAAUAUUUGUAUUUAACUCAAUCAAUUAUUUAGUAAGGUGAUAAUCCACCUGAGCAUCUGAUGGUAGAUGAUCUGUAUUUCAACAGAACGCUGUAUUUGUUGUGUUGUUUAAUGUGAAGCAUUGUGCCAGUAAUCAGUAUGUGCUGAUGCCAUCAGAUAGACUAGAGUCUCUAGUCAUACAGAACCUCUCAGAAUAAAACAUUUAACAAUGA
Molecule: messenger RNA, 8365 nt
Organism: Oncorhynchus kisutch (coho salmon)
Lineage: Eukaryota; Metazoa; Chordata; Actinopteri; Salmoniformes; Salmonidae
Gene: otogl
Product: otogelin-like
Exons: 53
Coding region: 1-7683 (2560 amino acids)
Biological process (GO): L-arabinose metabolic process
Cellular component (GO): extracellular matrix
Molecular function (GO): alpha-L-arabinofuranosidase activity
Source: RefSeq, a predicted model, not a curated record